Lucilia sericata (common green bottle fly) is the source of this 1046-nucleotide messenger RNA. It is a transcript of the gene Rbp6, whose product is annotated as RNA-binding protein Musashi homolog Rbp6. Gene Ontology annotation, cellular component: cytoplasm. The coding region runs from base 10 to 669 and encodes 219 amino acids. Gene Ontology annotation, molecular function: nucleic acid binding. The transcript has 9 exons. The record is from RefSeq and is a predicted model, not a curated record. Lineage: Eukaryota; Metazoa; Arthropoda; Insecta; Diptera; Calliphoridae.
GAAGAUGCUAUGCUUAUGUUUGAUAAGCAAACAAAUCGACACAGAGGUUUUGGCUUCGUUACAUUUCAAAGUGAAGACGUUGUAGAUAAAGUUUGUGAAAUUCAUUUCCAUGAGAUAAAUAAUAAAAUGGUCGAGUGCAAGAAGGCCCAACCGAAAGAAGUAAUGUUACCAGCAAAUUUGGCUAAAACUCGUGCUGCUGGCCGUUCUGCUUACGACAACAUCAUGUGGGGACUAGGGACAUUACCGGAAGGCUUUCCAGCGGCUGCUUACGCUGCCUACGCAGCUGGACGUGGCUACUCGGGUUAUCCUAGUUUUGGUUUACCGUAUCCUACUGUGGAUUUGACUAAUGGUCAGUUAACACCGAACAAUAACACACCAUUGUUAACUCAGGCAUUAUCGGUGAUGAAUAAUUAUCAAGCCGCUGCUGCAGCUGCUCAUACUUUUGCAGCUCCAUCAGCAUCACCUCAUACCACUACUACACGGCAAGGGUUUCCAUCUACUAAUUCCCCCGGGCCCACCAUUGAUAUGUACAGUUCAACGGCCGCCGAUAAUGUGGGCUAUGUACAAGCCACCAGUCCUCAACCCUCAGGGUUUCCGAUUGCCGUGAGUCGAGCUCCACUCAACUAUAGUCCGAUCUAUUCAUUGAACUUUGCGAUGGCUAAUAUAUAAGACUGAAAUCCUAAAGCAGUUGCACAAGGGACCACUAAUUCCUGCGGCAUUUACAAAUGGUUACCAUUAAGUGGAGGCACCGACCGCAACAAAUAAAACCAGUUAAGCAGCGGCAACAACCAACACAAAAAAUAUGUUAAAAAAAUAUAUAAAAAACAACAACAUCAGUUUUAAAAAUAUAAAUAUAAAUAUAAAUGUUGCAAUAUGAAGAAUAACAAAAAACCAAACCAAUUACACCAAAUACAUAUUUACAUCAACUCUACUAUAUAUAUAUAUAAAAUUAAAAAAAACAAAAAAUAUAUACAUAAUUAUAUAUAUACAAAACUAUAUACUAAACAUUUGCAUAUAUACAAGCAAAAAUUUAAAAUAUAAAAAAU